AUGUACUGGGCUGCUGGCUUCGCCUCUUCCCGGCCGUGUGUGGUUGAGCUGGGGCGGAACCACAGCCUGCCUCUCGGGCUGUGCGGCUCCGAGCAGCAGCAGUCUUUGUAUGGCUAUAUCAUCACCUUCCCUUUACAGGACUACGGGGGCAUCAUGUCGGCUCUGGGCUCGGACUCCUGGUGGAAGAAGACCCUGUACAUCACCGGGGGGGCCCUGCUGGCUGCUGCAGCCUACCUACUGCACGAGCUGCUCGCCAUCAGGAAGGAGCAGGAGUUGGACUCUAAAGACGCCAUCAUCCUCCAUCAGUUCUCCAGGCCAAAGAAUGGGGUGCCCAGCCUCUCACCCUUCUGCCUCAAAAUAGAGACAUACCUGCGCAUGGUGGACCUGCCCUACCAGAACUACUUUGAUGGGAAGCUGUCGCCACAGGGUAAGAUGCCCUGGAUGGAGUACAACUACGAGCAGGUUUCAGGGUCCGAGUUCAUCGUGGACUUCCUGGAGGAGAAGCUGGGCGUCAACCUUAAUAAGAACCUCACCCCGCAGGAGAGAGCUGUGUCCCGGGCUGUCACUAAAAUGGUGGAGGAACACCUCUACUGGACGAUAGCCUACUGUCAGUGGGUGGACAACCUGGAGGAAACUCAGAAGCUUCUGGCGAUGAGCGGCCCUCUGAGCGGCACUCUGAAGUGGCUGCUGGGCCACCUGAACGGCAGCAUGGUGCGCAGGGAGAUGUACGGCCACGGCAUCGGACGCUUCUCUAAGGAGGAGGUCUACGCGCUGAUGGAGAAGGACAUGAGGACGCUGGCCACACUGCUCGGGGAUAAGAAGUACUUUAUGGGCUCUAAGAUGUCGACAUUAGAUGCUACAGUGUUUGGUCAUCUAGCCCAGGCUAUGUGGACUUUGCCUGGGACACGACCAGAACAACUAAUCAAAGGAGAGUUGAUCAACCUGGCCAUGUUCUGCGAGCGGAUGCGGAGGAAGUUCUGGCCCGAGUGGUUUGUGGAGGUGGAGGAUCUUUACUAUGACGGAGACAGCGAGAGCAGUGGCGGCUCACCUACAGGCCUGCUAGACUUUGGCCUCUUCUCCAGGACUGACACUCUGGACGACAGCGACGCCAGCACCAACUCAGCCAGACACACGCACACACACUCCCCCGACUCCGACCACUCGCUCUUUGACUCGGACGUGGGCACGGGUUCUGACAAUGAUAUUCAGCUCAAGGAGGAAAAAAUGCCCGACCUGGAGGUUUGACCUUGAGGAUGGCCGUGAUUGGCUGACAGAUUUAGACUGACAGGAGUCGGGAAAAGUCGUGUUGGUUAGCUUGAUAAAUCUGGCAGUCUGGACAGGUUGCCAGACAGCAGCUCUCACAGCUGAAGAAACUAUUCCAGCUCCUCCACUUCCAAUACCCCAAAUGAUAUACCCUCCUGAUGGACUGACUGGGUAUUAAUAUGCAGAGCAUACAAACUGAACCUUCUAAUACACAUGCUACUGUACCGUUUGUCUCCUCCUGUAAUGUCAGAGCUGUCCCUGUGGCAGUUUCUCUUUGCCUUAUUUGUCUCGUCCCAAGAUGCAGAAGCUGGUGCUGUGAAAGGUUAACCCAGAGGAAACGUCUCAUCUCAUGAAAAGUGCGGAGAUUACAGAAGAGUGUUGUAGACAAGACAGGUGGCACUUCACUUGCUAUGAAACGAUGCAACUAAUCACCACUCCGCCAUGUGUCUUAACGCACAAACCCCUUCGAACAGGUGGAGAUUGAUCAUGUGGCUAAAAGGAACAGCUGCCGUGUCUCGGCUGUUAACCAGCCGUGUGCUGGAGAGGCAACACAGAUGACACUGAGUGCCAGUCCAGAUUGAUCCUCACGUCAUUUCCUUUAUGCUACUGCAUGUGGGAAGAAUCUGUAUCAAAACAUGAUGUACUGUAUUGUAUGUCUCCAUCAGACCACAACCCUACGUGUACCUGUAGUUCUAUUGAAUGGAAGUCAGAGGGCAAGACGAGCAGAUUUGUGCCUGUUUUAUUUAUCAGUUAUCAUCCUUAUUUCUCUCCAAUUUAGUAAUAAUUUGCUUGCACUUUGUUAUCGGUGAAGUUCGAGCUUCCAAUCAUUCAUUUUGACAUCUCUUGGGUGGAAGUAAAGAGCUGUAAUUUGUAUAUUUGACCACUAGAUGGAGUCAGCAGUCAGCCUGAUGUCUCCUUUAUUUUGUAACAUCAAUGUCAUUCCACUGUGAUGACCUGCAGUCCAUUUUAAUUAUUUGUCCUUCAGUCCUACACUUUAAUAUUGUGGUUCCCAUUCAUAGGUAACCUGUCGGUGUGUUUGUAGGUGUAAUGUGCGUAUGCAUGCAUACGUGCAUACUGCAACAAAUCAGCCUUAGUUCUCUCAGACUACAGUGGGUGGGAAUAGUCUGCAACAGUUUUUGUUGUGAUAUAAUUUGUUAUCAGUGCCACUUUAUCAUUCUUUCUAUAUGAUCUGAUGUGUCAAAUAUAUAUAUUUUGUUAAUCUUUGUUUUCUUAUUGCUCUCAAAGAGAGAAGUUCUUUUGCACUAGUGGAAAUUUAUUUUCACCGUAUUUCAAUGGGAGCAGUCUGCUAUGGAGGUAGAGAACCGUAUAGGCCAAAUGAAUGGGAAAUAUAAUUGUGUGUAACAGUAGUAUAGGAUGCUGAGUGUUCUGGUACUUAUUGUGCUGCAAGGGGACUGUGCUGCUUAUGCUGGCUGUGUGUAUGUGAAUAUUACUGGGCGUGAAUGUCAUCAAUAAAGCAGUUGAUGAAAAAGCCUUUGCAGAGACAGUCAGGAUCCCAAAUCAGCAGAAGUAAACGUGGCUAAACCAUGGGUUUAAAAUGGACCAAAAUGUCUCGGGAAGUGUUUUGUCUAUCACGUUCAGCAUGGUGGAAGUGCUCAUAAUGGCAAUACGAUCGCUGUCAAAAAGAUUGUGGUGCAUAUAGAGUAGAUGUGACUUGUUAAAGGGUCAGUUAACCAAAAAAAAAAAAAAAACAGUUUCUCAGUUUCAUCUAGUUGUAUUGAGCCAUAAUAAUAGUUUUAUGUCUCGGGGUUUUGAGAUAUAUGUGUCUGUAAGAUUUCUGCUUCUGCCUCAAUACAAUAAAGAAAGCAAGAAUUUUGUGUGUGGUCCUCAUAGUACUGAAAACAGACAAAAGUCAACAACGACAUCUGAUACCAUCCCCACAACACAGUCAUCUGUUUUCACAAGGGCUAUUUCUUUGGUGAAAGGAAGUCAGUCAAAACUGGAAUGUAACUUUUUCAAAAAAGUCAAGUUCAAGCAAAUGAUAACUAACAUGUAAACCGUUCAGAUUAAAUUGUAGCACAAUCCUAAACUGCCUUGUAAAAUUGAUGUUCUUUUUUUCUUGCCUUUAUUAGAUAGGAACUGCUGAAGAUAUACAGGAAAAUGGGGACAGAGAAAGAGAGGGGCCGCUGUGGUACGGACUCAUCUUUUUGUACAUGGGCCCCAUAAAAUUGACGUUCUGUUUAUUUGUGGCGCCUCGGAGGACGUCAGUUACAAACAAAAAUACAACUUUUUUCCCUUUUUCAAAUGGUUACAACUGUUUGAAUUUGGAACAAAAAGCCAUAGUUCUCAGCCAGGGGCCUCCUUUCUAAAAUGUUCUUAGAUUUAUACUUGCCCAUUUGUAACUUAGGUACCCGUGAUCUAUGAAUCUCCAACUAACUUAAAAUGGAUGGCACCUGAAUUACAAUCAGCAUAAUACAAACCCUUUACAUAAUGCUAGUACAAAUGAGGGUUAGUCAGGAAUAGCCAUGGUUACUUGUUUCCCAUUUGACACACCAUUUAUAGAACAUUGCAUCCUGUUUUAAAUUCAAAACACCUUGCGUCUGGCAAUUAAUUCCUCACACCUUUAAUUAGUAAUUCCUAUCACCUAGCACUUUCCUAUCAUAAAGCUAAUAAAGUAAGGUAAAGUUCACCACAGGCAGGAUAAGAUAAUUUCCACAUCACAGUAAGCUUUCAUAAAUAAUGCGCAAGUCAUACUUAAUUGAUUGCAAGUCUGUGGACCUCUAUGUUUCUGGACUUUUUUGAAGGAUUUAAAGCUGCUAUAAUCAGUAUUUUUAUAUUACCAAAAAAUCAAAUGACAGUGUGUAGUGUGAAAGCAGUCACUAGUAGUACUGAACCCACUGACAAUUAUCACUCAGUUCUGCAGAUUCUCUCAGCUCUAGGGGGAAUUUUAGCGUCUUCUUCCAUGUUUUGGUUCUAUGGCCCACAGUCUCUCAAUAUUCUUAUCACCGUCAAUUACUAUGGCCACUAGAGGUCACCGCCUGACAAAUGUAAAUAUGGGUCGUAAUAAGCCGCUUGCACAAUCGACCUAUACAGCAUUUUUUCUGGCAAGGACAGGCUGACUUUACCAUAUCAACUUCAAAGGCGUCAGUGUUAAAAUCUUGUUUUUGCAGCUUCUAAAAAAAGUGCUUAAAAAAAUCAGUUAAUGCAGCUUUAAGUUUCAUUCCUCAAUACUGUGGGCACCACAAACAAAAUCAUAUUCACCUUCAUUGUAUUGGAGUGGAGGGAGAAAUCUUGGAGACUAAUAUGGACACCUGGACACACAAAACUAUCUGCUUGGACCACAUCUUGGGGUAAUUGAUUGAAUUAAUUUUUUCCAUCUUUGGUAAAGUGAUAAUUCAAAUGAUAAGCCUAAACAGGUAUGUGAGUUGGUAACAGAAGGCCAAUGUUUGAUCCAGACACUGGGACUCUAGAGACAACCUUCUUCCAUCAUGUCGUCCUGUGGUUCGCGUCGCCUCAUCCAGGCUGGGCAUCAUAUACAGUUGGACUGCUUUAAUCAAGCCAUAUUAAAACUAAAUGUCUUGUUAUUGGAACCAUGUCAUAGCAUUACUGUUGGGGUAAUGUAUGUAAAUAUUGUAUGUGUGACAAAGUGUACCAUACUGUAUGUGGAGCUGACUGAUCAAACUACCUAUGGAUGUGCAGUCAUAAACUAGAGCGACUGGAUCAUUUCAAUAAAGAAUA
Messenger RNA from Morone saxatilis (striped sea-bass), 4959 nucleotides. RefSeq names its product failed axon connections homolog, metaxin like GST domain containing b (gene faxcb). The record is from RefSeq and is a predicted model, not a curated record. The transcript has 6 exons. NCBI's taxonomy places the organism in Eukaryota, Metazoa, Chordata, Actinopteri, Moronidae. Bases 1 to 1245 code for a protein of 414 amino acids. Gene Ontology annotation, cellular component: cytoplasm.